AAGCGCGAAAAUGCAGUUUUCAGGGGGAUCAAAACGAAGAAAUAAACAACUUAAUAAUAAAAUUAACGAUGGAUCAAACUGUCAGAGGAUACAGUUGUACAAAUUACCUCCCACAGAUACAAUAUCUCUGUAUGAAUUUGAAGAUUUUGCUGUUGAAAGGUUAAAAGUUCUGAAAGCUGUGGAAACUGCUGGAGAAAAAUAUAUGAAAACAUCAGAUGAGUAUGAAACUUUUAUGCGGGAUCAACUCAGAAACACUAGAUUCAGCAAACUAACAAAGAGUGACAGAGAAGCUGAAGAUGAUGAAUUGAGAAGAAUGGAUCACAUAUCCCAUUUUAUCCUCAGAUUGGCUUACUGUAGAUCAGAGGAACUUAGACGCUGGUUUCUAACACAGGAAAUGGAUUUGUUUCGAUUUAGAUUCAAACUUACCUCAGAUGAACACAAAAAAGAAUUCCUGAAAGAAAACAAUUUAAAUUAUGAAUCGAUUUCAUCCGAGGAGAAGACUAAAUACCAGGAACAAUUAGCAGUUGUAUCUAAUAAAGCAGCUAGCUCUGUAGAGACAAUAGAAUACUUCAAGGUACAUUUUACGGAGGUGUUAGACUUGGUACAGAAGAGGAAGGUUUACCUACAUAAAGGGAAAGCAUUUGUACCAUAUACAGAAAUGAUUUCAUUGUUGAUAGGUGUAUAUAGGGCCCAUCUCUCACAAGCACUUGCUAUAACAGCAAGGGCGUUACCUCAUUUGGAAGAAGAUGAACGUUUGUUACCUAUGUUGUGUGGUCUCAGUAAACGUUACAUAGGCUCCGAUUAUAACCUGAAGAAAACUUCAGUUGGUCAAGUCACUGCAGAUAUGAUCGAGAUGCUUUCUAAGAAGUCUUUUCCGUUGUGUAUGAGCCAUCUACACACAUCUAUGCGACAGAAUCAUCAUUUAAGACAUGGAGGGCGACAACAGUAUGGUCUGUUUCUGAAAGGUAUUGGUUUGAGUCUGGAGGAGGCAAUUAAAUUCUGGAGGUCAGAGUUCACAAAACUUAUAGAUGUUGACAAGUUUGACAAGCAGUAUUUGUAUAAUAUACGACAUAACUAUGGUAAAGAAGGGAAGAGAGCUGACUAUACUCCGUACAGCUGUAUGAAGAUAAUCAUGUCUAAUGCACCAGGUCCUGGUGAUGCUCAUGGUUGCCCAUUCAAACAUACAGAUAUGGAUUUAUUGAAACAGAAACUGAAAAAUAUGGCAGUAGGAGACAGUUACUUGGAAAAGAUCAUGUCAGAAGUAAAGGCAGGACGAUAUAAUGUAGCUUGUACAAGAUAUUUUGAGGCAGCUCAUAAACUACCUGUAGAGUACCAGGCUCAAGCUUUCAGUCAUCCUAACCAGUACUUUGAAGAAAGCCAGAGAACAUUGAAUGGAGAAAACAAAACCUUAUCUAUAGGAACACCAAAAACACCUCGUUCCCAGGGGUCGUCACAGCAGUCCCAGGGAACACCAAAAUCUCAACAAUCCCAGGGAACACCAAAAUCUCAGCAAGUUAGUAGUCAGUCAACAUCACAAAAUAAUGGCCACGAGGAUAUGAUGGAUGAUGACUUUGAUAUAACCGAGGCAGAAAUGUCCAUGCAAGCUGAUAGAUAAAAGAUUGUCCUUAUAGUGUUGAAAAUAUUAGCUAUGACUCACCUUUGGGUAUUGUUCAGAAAUAUCUGUUAUAAUUGAUACUAUAAGAAAAAAGUUUUGGAUAAGUGAGAGAAAUGGUUUUUUUAAAUUUUUUUUUAUUUUUCUAAAGACACACCCAGUUAGGUAUCAUCAAAAAUUAGUGUUUGAAAAAGAGUGUAAUAGUAAUUUGUGCAAUUUUGGAUAUUUCACUGAUAAUUUUUAGCUCGACUUUUUUUUUUUUUGAAAAAAAAGUAGAGGUAUUGCUAUAGUUGCGCGGCAACUUGUACCUGGAUCAUAACCUUUUUAUUCCUUGGUGUAUUGUCUUCAUACUUGGCCACAACAACCCUUGGGACAAGACUUUUCAGUAGACCACCCUAACCUUGACCUUCAUCCAUAAUGACAUUGACCUUCAAGGUUAAAAGUCCAAAUUUUGCUUGUUCAUGCUGUUAUUGGCUGUAACUUUGUUAAUUUUGAAUGGAUUGUCUUCAAACUUGAACAUAAUAUUCUUCAAGGAUAUCCCUUAAAAAUAACCAGACAGACCUUGACCUUCACUCAUAAAUGACCUUGACUUUGAAGGUCAAAUUAUUGAAAUUUUUAUGUUUUGGCUAUUGUUGGCUGUAACUUUGUUAUUUUUGAAUGGAUUGUCUUCAAACUUGAACAUAAUAAUCUUCAAGGAUAACCCUUAAAAAUAACCCAACAGACCUUGACCUUCACUCAUUAAUGACCUUGACUUUGUUUUGGCUGUAACUGGCUGUAACUGCUAUUAUUGAAGGGAUCAACUUCAUAUUAUAACAGAACAUACUUAAGGACAAGACCUUGUUGUUUAUCGUGACUUCACAACGUGACUCCGCCACGUGUAUCUAUUUAUAGAAUUUUCUAUUUAUAGAAUUGUGUGUUUCUAUUUAUAGAAUUUUCUAUUUAUAGAAUUGCGUGUCUCUCUAUAUAUAUAUAUAAAUUAGUAUAUUUAUAUAUAAAAAAUAUAUAGAAAAAACUAAUGUGACAAGACAGAAUGAUUAAUUUUAUAAAAAGGAAACGUUAAGAUUUUGUUCAAACAUUUCUUUGUUUGCUUUUAGAGAAAGUAAAAAGUCGAGCGUUGCCCCUGCCCGGCGGUGGCUCUUGUUAUGUAUAAAAUCAGUUAAGUGUGAUUAAAUUGAUUGGUAAUUUUAUUGAAGUUUAAAAUUUGAAUUGAAUCAUUGAAGCAAUUUGUUCUUCCUAUAUGUCAGGCAAGAUUCUCUUUAUUUUGCUUCUUGUAUAUUAUUUUAUUGAGUAAGCAGUGUAAAAUUGUUUGUCUGCCAUGAAUAUAUAUGUAUAUGCUUUGUUCAGGUACUACAAUUGGGAGACAUGCUUAUAAAUAUAGUUUGCAAUAAUUUCUUGAAUGUGAAAAGUUCAAAUUAUAAACAUUUGUUUAAAUUCAUUGUGAAAUGAAUAAGUAUAUGAAAAAUUCAGUUUUUCAUAAUUAACUAACCAACGAUCAAGCUAUAAUAUUAAGUUUAUAGU
Molecule: messenger RNA, 3130 nt
Organism: Ruditapes philippinarum (Manila clam)
Lineage: Eukaryota; Metazoa; Mollusca; Bivalvia; Venerida; Veneridae
Product: DNA primase large subunit-like
Exons: 12
Coding region: 11-1615 (534 amino acids)
Biological process (GO): DNA replication, synthesis of primer
Cellular component (GO): alpha DNA polymerase:primase complex
Source: RefSeq, a predicted model, not a curated record